Branchiostoma belcheri (Belcher's lancelet) is the source of this 1534-nucleotide messenger RNA. RefSeq names its product unconventional myosin-XV-like. Gene Ontology annotation, cellular component: myosin complex; cytoskeleton. The record is from RefSeq and is a predicted model, not a curated record. Gene Ontology annotation, molecular function: ATP binding; cytoskeletal motor activity; protein binding. The transcript is spliced from 15 exons. The coding region runs from base 8 to 1534 and encodes 508 amino acids. Lineage: Eukaryota; Metazoa; Chordata; Leptocardii; Amphioxiformes; Branchiostomatidae.
UUCUCGGAUGUUUUGGGAACACCAGUCCUUAGAACUCAACAAGAGCAUCAGUAAAAAACAGCAUGGACUGACAUUGCUGAACGUGGUGAGUCACAAGGUUCCAACCGUGUCGGCCAAGUUCCAGGAGUCACUGGAGGAGCUGCUGGAGGAAAUAUCCAAGUGUAACCCAUUAUUUGUUAGAUGUGUGAAGCCAAACACAUCCAAGGCUGCACUGAUGUUUGAUACAUCCAUCGUGUUGGAGCAGCUAAGGAACCUUGGCAUAUUGGACACCAUCCGCAUCCGCAAAAAAGGCUUCCCCGUUCGAAUUCCAUUCAAGCAGUUUGCUGACAGAUACAAGUUCAUGAUUGGUGAGCUGAGCCCAGACUCAGAUCCCAGAGGGGUGUGCAUCAUGAUUCUGGGCAAGUUGGGAAGCCACUUUGCUGACCAGUUUCAGCUGGGUCAGUCUAAGGUGUUCCUGCGGGAGGUUGUGGAGCAUCACCUGGAGACUGAGCGCAGUCGGAUUCUCAACCAGGCAGCAACUCAGGUACAGAGAGUCUUUCGUGGUCAUAUGGCAGUACAGGCCUUCAGCAGGAUGAAAUCUGCAAUUGUCACCAUCCAAGCAGGAAUUCGCAUGGCAAAAGUCAGAGAAACAUUUCUGGAGCUGAGGAGAGCAGUGGUGCUGGUACAGGCUACAUGGAAGAUGAUCUUACAGAGAAGGCGAUACAUCAAGCUUCAUGAAGAGGCUCAAAAGCAAGCAGAACUGAAUCGGCUGGCACAGGAAAAAGCUGACAGACUUGCAAUGGCCCAACAAGCUCGUGAAGUUACAGACUUCAGUCAUAUGGAAAUUCCUGCAGAACUUUCCUACAUCUUUGACAGUAUCAAAUCAUGGCACCCUCAGCACACGGACAGAAAUGUUGUGAAAGUGUUCAGCCAUGUUGCAGAGCAACCAGGCAAAUUUUCUCUCCCGGCUGAUGUGGACUGGCAUCAACUUUCCAAGUACAUCAGCAUAUAUCUCAAGGUAGAGAAAUGGGGAGUGACAAAGAAGCCAAUCUCUGCCCCCUUCCAUAGGAUGAAUAAUGAUGAUGCACACCAGGCCAUUGCCGUAUUCAAGAUGAUUCUCAGGUUCAUGGGGGACACCAGGCUGACUGAGGAGAAGGAGAGACUGCUGGGAAACUACAUCGUUCAGAUGGGUCUAAAAAAUGAAGCUGUGCGGGAUGAGAUUUUGUGCCAGCUGUGCAGUCAGACGUGGGGUGAUGGCCUUGUCAGCUUGAACUAUGAGCGUGGUUGGAUUCUGCUGACAAACUGUCUGUCAUCAUGGUUCCCCUCUCCUACACUCUACAAAUAUCUUCUCAACCAUGUGUCCAACAGUAUGUAUAAUGGCUACAACACCCACUGUCAGCACAAGAUGUUGCAUUCUCCAGCGAUGGAUGAGGGGCUGCCACGUACCUACCCUCCAUGUAUUUUGGAAUGGAAGACAAACAGGAAACUAGCUAACAUGGCCUUGGAGACUAGGUUUCAUGAUGGAGUCAGUCCUAACACCGACUCCGUGUUGUAA